AUGGAGCUAAAGAUUGAUGCUAGUGGAAAGAGACACCCGUAAGGGAAAUUUGGGGGUGAAAUAACUCCCUAUAUUUUAUCCUCUGGCUGCCGUAAAAAAAAAAACAAAAAAAAAAAAAAAACACACCACAAAAGUAGGUCACGUUUGGGGGUCAUUGUGCAUUUUACCAAGUCGCUUUAAAAUUGGAUGUUUGCAUGUAGAUUGUGUGUAAUAAUAGCAUUGCACUGGUGAUAAUCAGUAAGAAACAAACACAAGAAUAAAGAUCAAAAAUUAUUUUAAUUCCCAUAUUGAUAAAAAUAAUUCAAUGAAUUUUGUAAACCAUUGCAUAAAUGCUAUAGUGUAAAAGUUUUUUUUCCUUUUUUUUUUUAAACAAGUGUUAACAAUUUUUAAACAAGUCACUACAAGUAAAUGAUUAUGCAAUUAAAUAAUACCUUCUGUAUCAGGGAAAAAAAAAUAAAAAAAACAACCAUUCACAAUACCAGUCUUUUUGAUACACUCAAACCAGAUUAGCUUCCAUAAAUUAAUACAUGUAAAUUCUAAGAAUAUUUAAGGUCUUUUUCCGACCACAAAAAGUACACAAAUAUACUGUAACAAUAAGAAUAUUACUAAUAUUUAAAACACUAUUAAAGAUAAAGGCUAUUUUGAAUGUCAACAACAAAAAUGAUAUGUUUUAAAAACAAAAUAAAAAUGAUUGAGAAAAAAAGUACUACAAUAUGCAGCUUGCCUUCCAAUAUAAUUUUACCAAACUAUGAAAAACCCUGAGCAAACCAAAACACCUAGCACUUGUAUGGAUACCCAAACAAUUACAACACUGUGUAACAGUUACAUACAGUAAAAUGCAUGUGUGUUACAUGCACAUAGCAAUUAUUUGGUUUAGCAAGAUUUACUUUAUUGUAUUUUUUCCCGAAACAACACAGCUUAGAUUAAUAACUUAUUCAACAGCAAAACAAUCUGCAUUUGUUACAUUCACCUAGUUUUAAUAUAUUAAUUGCAUAAAAGGUUCCGAUUUAACGUAUCAUUAGGUUAAAGUAAAACAAACCUGUAAUAUGUUAUUUUAUUUUUGCAUAAAAUACUGUAUUAAUCUGGAUUUAUUUUUUUUAAAAUAUAUAUUCAAAUACUUAUUUAUACCUACUGUAAAAGGUUACAUUUAGUGAUUAACCAUAAACAAGGACUUUGUAUAUGAAUUGAUCCUGGUGUACAUUUGUGAUAACUUCAGUUACUUGAAAUAACUUUGUGUGAAUGUUAAUAUAUGGUCCUGGUAAUACCCAGGGUUUCUGCUACAAUUACAAGCAAGCUGCGUAUUCCGAUCAUUUCACAUUUUGGUACAUUUCUUUGGUCUACUCCUUUUCUUUACAAUUAGGCUAAUGAAGAAACCAUUUUUGCCCAACUGGGACUAAGGUGUAAUAUUGCAUGGUUCCUUGCAGACAGUAGCACCCAGAAGAACAGCAGAGAUAGAUACAAGACUAUGAUUUGAGCACCUAAAUCAGCACAAAAUGUAAGACUGAUGUGAACAGUUCACUAAACUGAGCAAUUUCACUUUUCAUAGAAUUUAGCUUUAGAAAACACAGCACAUGCUGAACUUCUGCAGAGACCGAAUUAGAAACGCAAAAUCAAUCAAUAAAAAAUAUAUAAGAUUACCAUCAAAAGAUGCACACUUGCAGAUUAGUGCAGCCAUUUUUUUUUUCUUAGCGUCUGUCUAUUACACCACUUGGAUAAGUCAUCUAGAACAGGGGUGUUCAUUUCUCAUAAUUAUCAUACAGCCAGCACUAUGGGAAAUGUAGUACAAGAGCCAUGGCUAUAAUUAAGUCUCAUACAUAUAUCAGUCUAAUGUUAUCAAAGUUCUACAAAAAGUUAAUGGUAUACAUUCUGGGACAUAUAGCUUCACAUCUGCAUAAUUAUUACAUCACCAAAUUCAGACUAAUCAAAGUGUAGUUGACCAAGGAGCAGAUCAAGUAGCAUCUGGCUGUUCCAAAACUAAACAAAUAAUCAAAGCCAUCUGUCAUCAAAGGGAAUUUAUAAUAAUAAUAAAAAAAUUUAAAAAAAGUAUAAAAGAUCACGUGGUAAAUAUUAAUGUUAAAAUAAAUAUUUAAUCGAAGAAAAUGAUUGCACUGUUCCGAGACAACCAAUCUUACUGAAGGGCAAAUAAGGCCAUCUUGGACAUUCUAGGGACAAUAUUAAUUACUAAACAUCCUUAGAUAGAUGCUUAUAGUGGGAUGAAAUCUUGACUUUCAUUAUAACAACAGCUCUACCUGUAAAAUAGCCACAAGUCCCGAUUUAGUCAACAAUGGGAAAUAAUGGUAUUCUAGGAAGCUAUAUAAUAAUUUGCUGUUAAUCUGAGUAUACAUCUGUCCCACAGGAAACCCUCAAACUAAAAUUCUAGAAUACCUGCACAACCAUUUGAGCACAAGCGCAUUAAUGAAUGGUGACUUCCCGUUCUAAGACAAUCCUGGUUUAAAACCACGAAUGUCUUCCGAAGGCGUUAAAAACAACAAUUUUACUGAAAGGUGCAACAGGAUACUUUACCAAUAAAUUGGCACAAAUAGGUGGAUUUCACAAACUGUUCUGUUCUGAAAGGCGGUGGAAAGUUGUUAAAAUUGGAUCACCAAAGUAAUUUAUUAAUGAUUUCACCACAUUCACACAGUGAUUACCUUACUUAUAAAACUUUGCACCAAUUUUCAGACCACAACAUUUCCAUAAAUCUCCUUGAAACCAUAAAUACUUCUAUGAAUUUGAGAUCUGAUAUUUAAUAAUUUUGGCAGGACUUACACUUCCAUGCACAACAGACCUAGCCAGAUCUUAAAGGGGAACCAUGACUUCUUUUGAAUUUACACCAUUGAAAUAAAAAAUAAAAUAAAAAUCUCUAUUUUGUGGUAACCAUUUUCAUGAUACAUAAAUUUUAUUUUAUUUUAAAUGAGGACUGGGUUAGGAACCCCUGGUUUAGAGUGCUAAAGUACCAGAAAGGUAAAUUUCCAGAUGAAAGACUGUCUCUUUAGAAGAAUAAAGAAAAGUUAGUUUUUAUUAGUAAAGAAUAUAAUAAACUAAAUAUUGAAAAAGUAAACAAAUUCAGGUUGUUAUAAAAAAGUUAAGACCAAAGAAAAGCACCAUAAUAAUGCUGAUGCUUAAGUGCAUAAACUAAUAUAUAUAUAUUUAUAUACACACACACACAUAUACACACAUACAUAUAUAUAUAUAUAUACACACACACACACAUACAUAUAUAUAUAUAUAUAUACACACACACACAUAUACAUAUACAUAUAUAUAUACAUAUACAUAUACACACACACACACAAACUAAAAAGAAUGGAUUUCCUAAACAUACCACAAAAAUAAGCAUCAAUGGAUAUGGCAACUUCCAAUCUAAAUUAGGUCAUUUACUUACGUUCUUAAAUAGAAAAGAAAAGUAUGUUUAAAACAAAGGCUAUGUAGUAUAAGCAUUAUUUUCUAACAAUGAAACAACUACAUAAUUCCUAAUUUCACAUUCAAGACUGAAAUGAACUUUAACUAAAAGCGUGUUCAAUAAUGUUAAAAACAAAUAAAUUUUAAAAAAGUUCAUGCUACAAUACUUUCCCUAAUUUGGUCACGGUGAAAAUCAUUACUAGGUCACGUUGCAUAUGUAUUCAACGUAACAAUGUACUUAAUGUUUAAAAUGUCUUUGGCAAGGGAGAAUAUCCAGUGCUACAAAGCUUCAGUAAUCUUGCCCCAUUAUCACCCUGAACUUCUUUGCCCGUGGUAGCGCUGUCACCCUUUCUAAUGGUGAAGAAUUUGGUUCUGAGUCGUCAACCAUUUCUGAAUGUAUGCGACAGCUGCGGCUUAGAACAUCCCAAAGAUCUGAAGUCAGACUACCUACAGAUAUUCCUCAAACGAUGAAGACCUAUUCCCACGGUCCUGCAGAUAACCAACUCACCUUCGAAUCUCUCAGGUCUGCCGGUUCCGGCCUGAAAAGGUCAAUAAUUCAUAAGUUAUAUCUUGUGCCUUUCAGAAAAGGAUAUUAUGACCUUAUGCCUUAG
This is a messenger RNA of Pelobates cultripes (western spadefoot toad), 4010 nucleotides long. NCBI's taxonomy places the organism in Eukaryota, Metazoa, Chordata, Amphibia, Anura, Pelobatidae. The record is from the annotation of a GenBank genome assembly.